This is a messenger RNA of Dermochelys coriacea (leatherback sea turtle), 8337 nucleotides long. It is a transcript of the gene ARAP3, whose product is annotated as ArfGAP with RhoGAP domain, ankyrin repeat and PH domain 3. The record is from RefSeq and is a predicted model, not a curated record. Gene Ontology annotation, molecular function: phosphatidylinositol-3,4,5-trisphosphate binding; protein binding; GTPase activator activity. Gene Ontology annotation, biological process: signal transduction; positive regulation of GTPase activity. Lineage: Eukaryota; Metazoa; Chordata; Testudines; Dermochelyidae. The coding region runs from base 178 to 5688 and encodes 1836 amino acids. The transcript has 34 exons.
GGGCGCUUAGUCCCGUCCUGCUGUUGAGCCCCAGCCGCAGUUCCUCUGAGCCCGACGAGCGGCGCAGAGUCCUGUGCCGAGGAGCGGCCCGGGCUGGCGGCCGCGCCGGGUACAGCGGACGGCGCUGCGGGGCGAGAGAUAAUGUCUUGACAGUCCCCUGGUGGGGGUCCGCAGGCCAUGUUCUCUCCGUGCGAUGCCGACUCUGACAUCGCUGAUUGGCUGGCCACCAUCCAUCUGGAGAGAUACCAGGAAACCUUUAAGCAGCAUGGGUACCAAGUAACCAGAGAUGCUAUCUCCCUGGGUAACGAGGACCUGCAGCGGAUCGGCAUCACUGCCACUGGGCACCGCAAAAGGAUCCUGAGUCUGGUGCAACAGACGCAGCUGUUGGUGCAAGACAAAGGCAGGCCAAUGGCAGGAGAUGCCUGUACCAAGCCUGGCACAUGUACAGAGCCCCUGGAUGUGCCCAGAGUGUGCCAAGCAGGCCAGGAGGACAAUGGUACAAGUACUGCUAAUGGAGCCCCAGUAGCAACCAUUGGGCUUGGGAACCACCAGUGCUCAGCUGGCCCCAGCCAAAACCCACCUCUGGAAAGGGCGCCUGCUCCACCAGUUGCCAAGCCGGUACCCAAGCCCAGGACGUUCUUCCAACGCCCUAGCCAAGCAGUGAGGCCAGAGCAGGGCCUGGUGCCCACGCCGCUGGCACGGACGUCGGUGCCAACACGCAAACCUGGCUGUGAGGGGCCUUCUGCUGCUUUCGUUGUACACGAGGGGUUUGUGCCAGGGGAAAGCUCCAUGGAUCUUGGGCGCUCGGAGUUCACCCUGGAGCAGCAGGCCGGCUCAGGAGAGAGAGGCUUAGCAGGCCCCCAGCCACUCCAGCCUGUGGGUAGGGAGAGUGCUCUGGAGCCUACGCCAGCGUCCCGGGCUGGGGUGGCUGAAGUGGGUUUGGAUGAUGUGGAUAUCCAGGCUGGGUGUGGAAAAUCCUCCCCUUCCAUCCCCAGUGUCUCUCCAUGCCUUGGCCAAGGGAUUCAGCAAGCUGAUUGCAGCCCCGCGAGCCCAGGGAUGAGCCAUUCACUGUGCAGCUUCCCAUGGUCUGCUCCAACCAGCCCUUCUGUCAGCGCACAAAGAGAGCCUUCGCCAGCCCCGGGCACCCCCUCCCAGCCAGCCUCUGCAUGGGGCAGGAUGGAGAUGGUUUCCAAUAUCAUUUAUGAGGGACUGGAGCCCCCUUCACAACCAGCUGGGUGUUCAGGGUAUGAGGAGCCUGCGAGAAACCGACCUACCCCAUGGCCACUGGACUCAGCCACGCAGCAAGGGACCACACCAGCAGAGAAGCCUGACUCUCCCAGAUGGCCCAGCCUGGACCUGCCCCCCAUCCCACAGAGGCCAGAGCCUGCCGAGGAGCCCAUCAGUCCCUACUGUGAGGCCGUGUUUGGACGUGGGCUCCCUGCCCGGGAGCAGAAGAGCACAGGGACCCCCGCUUUGCCAGGCUGUGAAGCGGUGCCAGAGCACUUCCCAGAGCUGGAGAGAGAGAGGCCCAGGACCAGCAGCGAGUGCAGCAGUGAGGGAACGGCAGAGGAGCACGAGAGCCGGGCCCAACGGAUCAGCUGGAUGCUCCAGAACAACACAAAGGACUAUGCCAUGGUGGAGGCUCCUCAGGCCGAGGGCUCCCGGUUCAGUCUUCCGUCUCACCUCUACCCAGAUGAGGUUCUGGAUGACUUGACCAUCUCCCCAUAUGCCAGCUACACCUUGCUGUCCGAGCGCCCACCCACUGUGCUCAGCGGCUGGCUGGACAAGCUCUCCCCGCAGGGGAAUUACGUUUUCCAGAGGCGCUUCAUCAGAUUCGAUGGGAAAAACCUCAUGUACUUCCACAGCGAGAAGGAACCAUAUCCCAAGGGUGUGAUCCCACUCUCUGUCAUUGAGAUGGCGCGCGCCACCAAGGAGAACAAGUUCCAGGUUGUCACAAGCCACAGGAUCUUUGUCUUCAGAGCUGAGAAUGAAGCUCAGAGGAACGAGUGGUGCUCCACCCUGCAGAGAAAGGUGGCAGAGCAGCGGUUGGUCAGCCCCCGGCCCCGCCUGGCCAGCAGCACUCACUGCCAGAAGUGUGGCACCCUGGAGCUCAAGGGCCACAAGUCCAAGCUGUUUGCAGCCCUCAGCCUGGCCACCAUGUGGCUGUACAAGAGUGAGCAGUUCUUUAAAAUGGGCAUCGCCAUCUGCCUGAUCGAGCUCCACGGCGCCACCAUCCGGGAGGCCAAGAACCGCAGCUUCGAGCUCAUCAGCCCAUUCAAGAUCUUCAGCUUCGUGGCCGAGUCAGAGCGAGAGAAACGGGAGUGGAUGGAGGCCCUGCAGGAUGCCAUUGCAGAGAUGCUGUAUGACUACGAGGUGGCUGAGAAAAUCUGGUCCAACAAAGCUAACAAGUUCUGUGCUGACUGCAGAGCCCUGAGCCCUGACUGGGCAUCCAUCAACCUGUGCGUGGUGAUCUGCAAGCAGUGUGCAGGUCAGCACCGGAGCCUGGGCUCCAGCGUGUCCAAGGUGCAGAGCCUGAAGCUCGACACCAGUGUCUGGAGCAAUGAGAUUGUCCAGCUGUUCAUCAUGCUGGGGAACGAGCGAGCAAACCAGUUCUGGGCCGCGUGCCUCCCGCCCUCUGAGGCCCUCUACCCAGACGCCAGCACGGAGCAGAGACAGGCCUUCAUCACUCACAAAUACCGCGACGGGCGGUACCGCCGCCCGCACCCCCGCUACCCUUCCCAGGAUGACGUGCUGCAGGCGCUCUGUGCUGCUGUGGCAGGGCCCGGCCUGCUGAAGACGAUCCUGCAGUUCUUCUCUGCCACUGAAGCCGGGAUGGCAGCUGACACAGGGGGCUGCAAUGGGUCACAGGGAACCGAGCUCUGGCGGACCCCUGAGAGCAGCUGGCAUGGGAACCAUCCAGUGCAGGAGCCGAGUCUGGAAGGGGUCUACAAUGAGAUCACCCAGCCCGUGGUGCACAGUGGCUACCUCUACAAGGCACCAGCCCUCUCCAAGCUCUCCGGCACCAGGAAAAGCAGAGAUGAACUGCACCGCGUCUGGUGCUCCCUGGAGAAGUCUCUCCUCUUCUAUGAGACUGACAAAUGUGCUGAGUCAGUAGGGAAGGUUGAGAUGGCUGAGAUGGUCUCGCUGGGCGUGAGCAGAGCAGAUGAACUGGCUAGUCCUGGACCUCCGGACAGGUUUCGCUUCGCUUUGGAGCUCUUCCUGAGCGGUGACAAAGUGCAGCAGCUGGGAGCUGAUGGGCCAGACACCCUGCAGGCCUGGGCCAGUGCCAUCGGCAAGUGGUUCACACCGCUCAGGUGUCACUGCCUGCUGGGCUACGAGUUCCAGAGAGUGGGGCGGUUGCACUACAGAUCCAUGCUCAGUCCUGAGCAGUGGCUGCAGGGCUUCUUCAUCCUGCAGAAAGCCCACCUGUUCUUCUGCCCAGGGGAGGAAGGUGCAGCCGAGGACAGCAUCAACCUCCGGAGGCUGCAGGAGCUCAGUGUGGUGCCCCUCACUGAGACUCCUGAGAAGAAGGAGGUGCUGAUCCUGGUGGAGAUGGGGAGGACCUUUUACCUGCAGGGGGUGUCGCGGAUGGACUUUGCAGCAUGGUGCACGGACAUCCAGGCCUCGGCAGGGGGACGGGGCAACGCCCUGCGCGACCAGCAGCUCAGCAGGAGCGACAUCCCCAUCCUCGUGGACAGCUGCAUUGCCUUCAUCACCCAAUACGGGCUGCGACAUGAAGGCAUUUACCGGAAGAAUGGAGCCAAGUCCCGGAUCAAGGUGCUGAUGGAGCAGUUCCGCAGGGAUGCCCGCAACGUCAAGCUGCGCAUCAGUGACAACUUCAUCGAGGAUGUGACCGACGUGCUGAAGAGAUUCUUCCGGGAGCUCGAGGACCCUGUCUUCACCUCGGAGCUGCACCCCCAGUGGAAGGAGGCUGCGGCAAUAGCCCUGAAGUCCCAACGGCUGGAGCGCUACAAAGAACUGAUCAACCACCUGCCCCGCCUCAACCGCAGGACACUGGCUGCUCUGAUUGCUCACCUCUACCGUGUGCAGAAAUGUGCUGACUUCAAUCAGAUGAACACCAAGAACCUGUCACUGCUCUUUGCUCCCAGCCUUUUCCAGACAGAUGGCAAAGGGGAGCAUGAGGUCAAGGUGAUGGAGGACCUGAUUGACAACUACGUCCGCAUUUUCAACAUUGACGAGGACCAGGUGUCACAGAUGGAUCUAGAGAACAGCCUCAUUACCACCUGGAGGGAUGUGCAGCUCUCACAGGCUGGAGAUCUCAUCAUUGAGGUUUACCUGGAGCAGAAGCUGCCCGACUGCUGUGUCACCCUGAAGGUGUCACCUAUCAUGACGGCGGAGGAACUGACCAAUCAGGUACUGGAGAUGCGCAACGUGUCAGCGAGCCUGGACAUCUGGCUGACCUUUGAGGCCCUGGAGAAUGGGGAGCUGGAGCGCCCCCUGCACCCCAAGGAGAAGGUCCUGGAGCAGGCUCUGCAGUGGUGUAAGCUGCCUGAGCCCAGUACCGCCUACCUACUGGUGAGGAAGGUUCCCAUUGGAGAAGGCAGCUGUCUCUUCACAGGUGCCAAGCGCAAGAGCCCCAAGUGUGGGGUGCUGAAGUGUCGGGAGGAGCCCCCCAAACUCCUGGGCUGCAAGUUUCAGGAGCGAUACUUCGUCAUCCAGGAUCACAAGCUGCUGCUGCUGAAGGAGAAAAGGAGUGCCCGGCCAGAGCGGGAGUGGCCCCUCGACAUGGCCAAGGUUUACAUGGGGAUUCGGAAGAAGCUGAAGCCGCCGUCCCAGUGGGGAUUCACUCUGAUCCUGGACAAGCAGCAGCUGUACCUGGCGUGCAUGGGGCAGGCCGACCUGUGGGACUGGACCACAAGCAUUCUGAAGGCUCAGCACGACGACCUGCGCCCAGUGAUCAUGCGACGGCGCUCCUCCUCUGACCUCGCCAAGCAGAAGUUUGGCACCAUGCCCCUGAUCCCUCUGCGGGGAGACAAUUCAGAUGCCACCAUGCUCUCCGCCAACCAGACCCUGCGCCGCCUGCACACCCGAAGGACUUUGUCUAUGUUCUUUCCCAUGAAAAUGCACCAGGACUCGGUAGAGGAACAGCAGGAGGAGACAGCGGACACAGAGCCUGUCUACGAGGAGGUGGGUGAUUUCCCAGUGCUGGCCCCGCUGGGACUGGAUGGAGGCCUCCUGGCCGAGCUCUCCCAGGUACCCGCCGUGGACAGAUCCAAGAAGCCGGUCCUGUUCCCAGAGCAGCCUGCGCCCCCAGCACUUCACUCCGUCCGGCCCAUCAGCCCAGAGCAGAGAGCGUCUGGCGCCCACUUCACCAAGUCACUUUCCCUUGAAAGGGGCCCGACCCUGGAUUCUGAAACGGCCAUGGGGUGGGACAGGUCCCCUGGGCUUAGAGCCACCCAAACAGCCUCGCUCGAGAGAAACAUGGAGCUGCCCCGCACACUGCCUGCUGUGGGGACGGAGCAGAACUGGACUCGGAACCCACACGCUGUGCUGCUGCCCCUUCCCCUGGAGCUGUCUCCCAGCCCCGAGUCCCCGCAGGAUGGUGCCAGGAAGAGGAGUGCCCAGCUGCCGUCGCCCAUCAAUGAGAAACUCAUGCAGGAACUCAGCAGCAUCAUCCUCAAGAAGAAUGAGUGCCAGGCAGACGGGCCUGAGCAGCAGGUCACGUGACCUUGUGUGUCAGGGACAGCCACAGAUUUCGUCCUGUGAUACCUGAGCCCUCUCUGGACACUCCUGCAUCACUUCCCACCUGGUAUUCUCAGGGCUGACUGCUGUGCCCCUGCCUUCCCCACCCCUGAGGAGCUGAGCAAGCCACCCCGGGACGGGACACAGCAUUCAAGCCUCCAGCCCUGUGUAACGAUGCUGCCUUUGGUGGGACACUGCUGAGAGUACCAAUUCAGGACAAAUUGCUUAGAGCAGGACAGUUACAGCCCAAGGCUGGGGUUUCUCCACUUCUAAGGCAAACCAAACCAGCCAGACAGAGAGGACUUUGGUUUUACCCCACUGGCUAACCACAAGUCACACAAGCAAGUCCCUUAGACACUCCAGUUUCCCAGUAUCACCACCAGUGCCACUCGUUAUAAGGACAAAUGGUUAUGAAAAGCAAUACCCCAGUAAAAGAAAAAAGGUUCUCCCGAUCCCAAAGGACCAAGCCCCAGACCCAGGUCAAUAUACAAAUCAGAUCUUACCCACAAAUCGUGCUGUUGCCAAUCCUUUAGAAUCUAAAAUCUAAAGGCUUAUUUAUAAAAGGAAAAAGAUAUAUAAAUGAGAGCUAAAAUUGGUUAAAUGGAAUCAAUUACAUACAGUCAUGGCAAAGUUCUUGGGUCAGGCUUGUAGCCGUGAUGGAAUAAACUGCAGGUUCAAAUCAAGUCUCUGGAGUACAUCCACAGCUGGGAUGGGUCAUUCACUCCUUUGUUCAGAACUUCCGUUUGUAGCAGGGUUCCUCCAGAGGUCAGAAGCAGGACUGAAGACAAGAUGGAGAGGUUUUUAGGGCCUUUUAUAUUCUCUGCCCAUGGAAGGACACCCCUUUGUUUUUACUGUAGAAAAUCACAGCAGCAAGAUGGAGUCUGGAGUCACAUGGGCAAGUCACAUGUCCAUGCAUGAAUCAGUUUGCAGGCCAACGCCAUUGUUUACAUGUUAGUUUGAAUGUUCCCAGAAAAGCUCAGAUGUGGAUUGGCAUCUCCCAAAGUCUAUAUACUUAUAACUUUAACUACAAAAAUGAUAUACACAUACAGACAGCGUAAUCAUAACCAGCAAAUCAUAACUUGGACAUAGACACCUCACUCGACAACCUUUGUACAAUAUUUAGUGCCACUACAGAAUCUUGGUUGCAACAAUGGUCUACACGGUCACAGUUUGGGUCAAUAACAUCACAAACUGCCCUCCCAGGGUUCCUCCAGCUCUCCUGCCUAGGCCAGGUGGUUUCGGCUAAAGGCAGCAAGGGGGACAUCUCCAGGCGCUUGUUAGUGGGAUGCAGAAGUCAGCUCUGCCCCUUGAGCACUGAGCCAGAGCAGUGUCUGCCACCAGAGCACUGCACCCACUGCAGGGGGACACGCCAGCUCCAAUACCCCCACAGGAGGGCAUGGGACUGGAACCUGCCCUGGGUCAUGGGCAGGGCAACUGAGGCGGGAGGAGGAGAUUGUGUCUGAGAUCAGCUCUGCAAAGCAAAGGGAAGUCUCUGAGAAGGGAAAAGCAGAAACUAAAUUACAGGAACGAGGUGAAUUUUUGCAGACUUGCAUUGUGUCUGGGUGUCUGCGUGGGAAGUGUGUGCAUCUUUCUGUCUGGGUGUCUCCAGUGUGCAUUACAUCUGCGGGGGAGGUGUGUGCGAUGGCUGUGUGUGGUUCCUGUGGCACAGUGCCUGUGCCCACUGUGCAGGAGGUGUGCAAUGGUUGUGUGUGGUUCAAGUGUGCACAAUACCUGUGCUGGCUGUGUGGGAGAUAUGCGAUGGCUGUUUAUGGUUCCCAUGUGCAUGAUGCCUACGUGACAUGUAGUUUCCUGUACUGAGGGAUUGACCUCCCAUGGUGUGAGGGGUCCAGAACUGAAGGGGAGAUGCAAGAAGAUCCCAAUCCUUGCUGUGUAGCUAGAGCCCAGGUCCAGCUGGUGGAGGCAGUACCCCUGGGAAGGGCCCAGCAGCAUUGGGGCCUCUGUUACCAGAUGUGCCCAUAACUUUGGGGUAUGCUCAUUUAUUAGGGUUAUUCUUCGGGGGGGGGAUUCUGUAAUUCUAUUAAUAUACUGCUUAUGUCAGUUGUGUGUUCAUAUGGAGCUCUACUCCUUCCUUCUGCAAGUCUCCUUCCAAUAGAGCUAUCCUGCAGGACCUAGGUUCCCCAGCACUGGGUUUUUCUAGCCCUAGAACCAGAUGAACACGCAUGCACACUAACAGAGCAAGUCUGAGCAGACCGGGUCAAUCAGCACUCUCAAGCUGUCACCCUUAUAUGCCCCUGGUCUCAAUAGGCUGGGCCAAGCAGCACUUUCAGGUGCCAUCCUUAUAUGCCACAGGUUUAACACAUCUCUAUCCCUACUUUCACAUCACAAUUGUACUGGUUGUACCCACUUGAUGAGCAAACCCCACAGUAUUUUGGGCACUGCAGGGAUCUUUAGCUUAGGUAAAAGAAGUGUUGCUGCAGAGUAAAUGGGGGAAGCUAAAAACACAAGAGUAAAGUUCAGAGAGAGAGAGAGAGAGAGAGAAGCAACCAGCUUAACCAUAAAAGUUAUUUAUUGAAUAAUAGUGAUAACUACACAAGGAGAACCUAAACCAACAUAACAGUUACAUUAUUAAAGGUUAAUACUUGAGGUAGAAAAGGAAACGGAGAGAGAAGGGAG